Molecule: messenger RNA, 821 nt
Organism: Drosophila suzukii
Lineage: Eukaryota; Metazoa; Arthropoda; Insecta; Diptera; Drosophilidae
Product: protein lifeguard 3-like
Source: RefSeq, a predicted model, not a curated record
UUAGUUCCUUUAGUUUCCUGUCAUAUUACCAUACAACACCACUAACACACAUAUAGAACAAAUACACUACCACGGUCUUUUGGAUUUGAUAAAAUGUGUAACAGGAAGAGGAGGUAUCGGACCAACGUGUUCGAAGAUCCGGCCGUCCGUCGGCGGUUUGUCACCAAGGUCCUCACGAUAGUGGCCAUCAACUUGACCAUUACAUCAUUGGCAAUGACGAUAUGUAUCUUGACAAGCCCUAUUAGGCGAUUUUUAAUAAUUAACUGGUGGAUUCCAAUUCCAGCCAUUGUUAUCAUAUUUAUAAUUCAUCUUGUGAUGUGCUUCUGCCCAGGUGUUUUCCGAAAGUCGCCCAUUAAAUGGAUUUUGCUGGUAAUAUACGUCAUUUGUCAUGCCAUUUUAGCGUCCUGCCUUGCCGUUCGUUAUCGUCCGCUUCUGGUUUUAAUUGCCUUCGGAAUAUGCGCCUUCCUGGUCGCCUGCCUUUGUCUCUUCGCAAGAUUCGCACCCUGCGACUUCACCUCGUGCUACACAUUAAUAUUCAUCUUAAUUCUUGCCUUAUUAGUUCUGGGCAUACUAGCCAUCUUUAUCAGGGGUCUCUGGAUUGUGUAUAUAUGCCUUGGCGUGAUCGCAUAUUCUAUAUUUAUAGUUUAUGACCUUCAAUUGAUUAUAGGCGGCAAAAUUCACAAAAAUCAGUACGACGAAUUAGAUUAUAUUAUUGCUUCUAUGAUCCUUUUCCAUGACGUCGUACACCUCUUCAUGUUCAUUCUACAACUCGCGGGUUGGAUAGAUGAUGACUAGGAAUGUUUUAAUUUAAAUUUACGUGA